Paramuricea clavata is the source of this 1243-nucleotide messenger RNA. The record is from the annotation of a GenBank genome assembly. Lineage: Eukaryota; Metazoa; Cnidaria; Anthozoa; Malacalcyonacea; Plexauridae.
AUGGCGUCAGUACAAGUAAUGGAAGAUGAGGACAUUAACACAAUGUUUCCCACACAAGGAAAUCAGCGAUUAAAACUAGGAGAAAGACGCCUGCUCGAGCAGCAACUACAAAUUGUGAAAAAGGUAUGCACGAUUGCACGCGAAUUAAACACUGUUUCCACGCAAUAAUGACAACACAUUUAAUGUUUUUUUAAAUUAAAUUUAGGGCUUAGUACAAACAUCUGGUAGCUGUAGUACGUAUAAGACGACUACAUUUGACAGUCGAGCAACGGUCGCAAAGAACGUCAACGUUAUUGAUGAUAUAAAAAACAAACCCAAGCCCACUGAAAAACCUGCACGAAAGAGGCUCAAUUACAACAGUAGCGGUGCAAGUGGCCCUAUAGUUUUGAGUCCUAUCGAGUCGUAUAUAGCACAUCAGAAACGGAAAAUAGAGAAUCAGGAAGCAAAAAUCGAAAGUCUUGAGGACGAGCUAGCAGAAUAUACGGCGCGAAGAACGCUUCCCUCGACAUCUUCGCUUCCAUGUUGCAACAAGUGUCACCGAAAGGAGGGACAUAAUCGGUUAAAUUGCCCAUAUCCUACGGUAUGCACGUCUUCCUUGUUUUGUGGUAAUAUUGAUAAACAUCCUGAUGACAAGCAGACGGCCAAACAAAAAACCAAGCAGCUCAAUGAAGAACGCAAAUCAUUACUAGCCAUGAAAGAUGAAUUGAAAAACAGGGAGAAGUCGAGUGCAAGUGUUGCUAAACGCUAUACUGCACGAGUGAAAGAAACUUUGAUCAAAAGUAAUCCUGAAAAGUAUUUGCGUUUUGUAAAUGGAAACCAAAUAGAAGACUGGCGUCUUAUAAACAAAGACAGCAAAAUUUUAGAGAAAGAAUUUAAAGACAAAAUACCAACUGCAGAUGAAGCUCGCGAAACAAUCGAAGAAAUCGAAGAUUUUUUGGAGACCAAAGAACCAGCGGCAGCGACGGGAAAAACGUCUGUUCGCAAUCCUUACAAGACCGUGGAAUAUCGUGGCCCCACGGGGAAACAAAAUGUGCUGAUGAUUCCUCACCUAUGCACUCUCCACAGAGAAAAAAGUCCCGUGAAGAAGAAGACGAUUUUCAGCUUGCAAAAGGCAUGCAGAAAAGUUUGGAUUCAUUACCAUUUCACUUUAAUUUGGAUGAAUAUGAACAAAAUAUUACCGAUGGCGUUACUGAUGGCUAUUUACAUGACAACGAAAGUCUCGCGCACAAUAAUUAUGAAGUGA